This is a messenger RNA of Leptidea sinapis, 1808 nucleotides long. Its product is annotated as zinc finger protein 724-like. Lineage: Eukaryota; Metazoa; Arthropoda; Insecta; Lepidoptera; Pieridae. The transcript has a single exon. The coding region runs from base 398 to 1405 and encodes 335 amino acids. Gene Ontology annotation, molecular function: DNA-binding transcription repressor activity, RNA polymerase II-specific. Gene Ontology annotation, biological process: negative regulation of transcription by RNA polymerase II. The record is from RefSeq and is a predicted model, not a curated record.
GAGCAUGAGUUACCAGGUAAUAGUAUGUUCAACACAAUAUAUGAUAUAGUUGUUGAUACAGCUGUUGUUGUAUAAUGAUACAACUCCAUCUUGCUACUUCUCCUACUCUGCCGUCAAAAUAGGUCAAACAAGGUGAGGAUGAGUCAUAGCUCCAAGGGCAUAGCAAGGGAGAAAGGCGCUGCCCCUCACCCCAUAGAAAAUUCAGGAAUUAGAAAACCGUAAAGUAAAAUUACGUAGGAGGUAAUAACUAAAUAGUAGGGGAAAUUUAUUAGAUUGUUCUAUGAAUGGUUUAAUAUAGAUUCGAUUAACUAUUAUAUUCUUGGUUUGUCUGCGUAUUAUAUAUUAUUAAUUAUUAAUUUUUUGCUUUACAGCUAAUAGACUAGAAGGAAGUAAUAAAAUGAACGCAGAACUAAUCAGUCCAUGUAAUAAGAUACUGUUGAAUUAUUCUGGUGAAUUGAAUACACCUAACAAAAUAGAUCUAAAUCAACAGUCUCAUUCCAGUAAUGUAAGUGAUACAUCAAAAGGGUCUGGCGAAUUAAGCAGAUGUAGUACAAUACAUCCAGAUAAUAAGUCUCCUUGCAGUGAUAUUAAUGAAACCACAUCCAAUCUAUCGGGAGGGUCAAAUGUGCAACACACGAAACGAAAAACCUCAGAUAAUCCUAGUGAUUUAAAGGGACAUGAAAGAGUUAACACUGAUGAAAAUCCUCUUACAUGUAAUAUUUGUGGUAAGAGUUUCAAUUACUCUAGUCAGCUAGAGAUGCAUCAAAUAAUACAUUUUGGUGACAAAUCUUAUUCUUGCAAUGUAUGUGGUAAGAGUUACAACCGCUCUGGCAAUUUGAGAAGACAUAAUAGAGUACAUUAUGGUGAAACACCUUAUUUAUGCCAUGUUUGCAGUAUGAGUUUUAAUCAAUUUGUUGAUUUGAAGACACAUUAUAAUAAAACACAUACCAGUGAGAAACGUUAUCCGUGCAAUGUUUGUUUUAAGAGUUUCAACCAAUCCAGUGAUUUGAAGAAACAUAAAAGAAUUCAUACUGGUGAAAAACCUUAUUCAUGUAAUAUUUGCGGUAAGAGUUUUAAUAUUUCGGGUAAUCUAAAGUCGCAUUAUAGAAUUCAUACAAGUAAUAAACCUUAUUCAUGCAAUUAUUGCUUUAAGAGUUUUGAUGAAUAUAGUCAGUUGAGGACGCAUAAUAGAAAACAUACAGGUGAAAAACCUUUUUCUUGCAAUGUUUGUGAUAAGAGUUUCAAUCAGUCUAGUGAUUUGGAGAAACAUAAAAGAGUUCAUACCGGUGAAAAACCUUAUUCAUGUAAAAUAUGUGGUAAGAGUUUCCAACAGUGUGGUGGUUUGAAAAAACAUAAUUUAAUUCAUACCGGUGAAAAUCGUAUUCAUGCAUUGCAUCACUCGUAAGCAAGUAUGCUGAACGUCCGAAGGAAAAAUGCAAUAAGAAACGCAACAAUUAGAAGCAAAACCAAACUGGUAAACGUGACGUACACUAAAAGGGAACAUAAAUACAGAUGAACGGAGCCGGACAAAAAUGUAGCAAGAAGAUUAGAAUAUAGAAAAAAAAUUGCGUGUGUACAAAGUACACAUGUCAGAAGUGAAACCUGCAUUUUGCAUGAACCUCUAAACUGCCUGUCCUGGUACAUGUUGCUAGGAUGUCACAUGAUUUCAACCGCUAUGAAAGACAUUACUAACACCGCUACCAUAUUUAUGUUCUCCUGGUGUCUAUGUUAUAAGUCGUGCGUAUGACAUAAGAAUUUAUUAAGGUAUACCUACACGCGUCAUACAUAAAAAUAAAAUACUAUGCAUA